AUCACAAAGGAAACGGUUAGUUGUGACAGUAAUAAUAUUCCCCCAGAAACCUACUAGUCUUUCUCUUAUGUCUCAUUUACAUUUAGCCUCUCAUCCCUUGCUUCUUUUUGCUUCCAAAUAGUAACAACCAUGUUCAGGCCAGGGUUCGUACGAGCUUCCAACCAUGCUCAACUUCCUCAGUGGAAAGACACUUGGACACGAGUGCUACCUGCUCUGACUUUAUGGAUAUGUGUGUCGGUAAUCCUCCGAUAUGGCUACUAUGGGAAUUGCAGUAUGGUGCUUGGACCAAGCUCUUCUCGGUUGAUGAAGGCUAGUUCUGUUUUUGUACAACAGGUUCAAGUAAGAGAUGAAAAUUGGAAAGGGGCUCUUGUUUAUAUGUUUUCAGAGAAGCCAGAGUUAAGCAACGAAGUAAAUUGGAACUUUUCAAAUUAUUUGAUUGUUGGAGCAUAUGCUCGCAAGGGAUACUCUUUGUGGUUAAACAAGGGUUCUAGGAUCUGCAUAAGAUGGGCAACUCAACCCAGUAGAUUAGACAAAAUUGAACUCAUUAUCAUAAAAGGAGAAAAAAAACGAGAAACGUUGCUGCCCGAACAAACAGUGCCAUUUGGUGCCCUUUUCCUGAAUGAACCAGUAACUGGUAAAGAAGCAGACUACAACAUUGAGGAAGAUGACAAGUACUCUGUAGGUCUAAUUAACUCGAACCCUAGAAGCAUAAUUAUUACAUUUAGUUUAAAUGUUACAUCCAAAGUUUAUGAUGUAACAAAAGCCAGCGAUAUGUGUUCAACACUAAAUGGAUCAUGCCGGCUCCAACUUCAGUUUCCCCACACUCAGUAUGUUAUAGUUUCAACUCCUGAUAAUGGUGAUAUUGCCGGACGGUACGUUGAGCUGUCUUUUGUCGCUCGAGUUGUUACUUACAUUGCAAUUUUAGGUUUCUUCAUCAUUAUCAUUUUAUUGGUGCUGAAAUACCUAGGAGCAUGCAAUGAUGAGAGAACAGUAAUUAAUAGUAAUACAACGUUCAGGGAAAUAUCGUGGACGGAGACUGACCCUAUUUUACUGGAGAAGUCAGUUCGGUUGACCUACGGAACAACGGCAGAGGACGACAAUGAUGAUGCCGAAACCGGAUCUUCAAGUAGCUCGUCGGAGGAUUUAUAUGAUGCGAAAUUAUGUGUAAUAUGCUAUGAUGAUCAACGCAACUGCUUCUUCGUCCCAUGUGGACACUGUGCGACUUGCUAUGAUUGUGCUCAAAGGUACAAACAAGAAGAAAAGAAAAGAAAUCUUCUCUCUCUACUUUCACUAACAAAUAAAAAUUGCAGGAUAAUGGAGGAAGAUAACAAGGUGUGUCCAAUAUGUCGAAGAUUGAUUCACAAAGUAAGAAGAUUGUUUAGUCCAUAGAAAUAGGUAAUGAAAUGAGAUUGUAUAUUCAUGCCAGCAUGGUGGCUAUCUACCGAACUGAGUGCCUCGUUUAGGUUUUUGUACGAGUCUGGGUUCGGAUAUAGAUGGAGGCCUUGGGGGAAACCGUUGCAAGCAACAUGUGGGGAGUCAUUGUUUGUCCCCAUGGUGAAAUCAUGUGUAGAUUUGCUUACAAGAUCACCGUGUUUAUCUAAUCUCAUGAUUGCACUAUCCAUCCUGAUUUCAUCUUUCACUAAAAUGAUGUUGAUUCGGCACUUCAACUGAUUAGGUGUUCAUACUUGUUCAUUUA
This is a messenger RNA of Gossypium raimondii (Peruvian cotton), 1696 nucleotides long. Its product is annotated as E3 ubiquitin-protein ligase APD2. NCBI's taxonomy places the organism in Eukaryota, Viridiplantae, Streptophyta, Magnoliopsida, Malvales, Malvaceae. The transcript has 6 exons. The coding region runs from base 130 to 1389 and encodes 419 amino acids. The record is from RefSeq and is a predicted model, not a curated record.